UCAAAGUGUUUCUGAGUGCGAACAACAAACAAAAAAAAAAAUGACAAAUCAAAGUACUACCUCCGAAUAUGUUUGGGUUAAGCCUCAGGACGGAGUCAAUGAGUUCACGGUGCCCUAUGCGGCGUUACUAGUGCGCGAAGAUAAGUCAAAAGUUUGUAUAAAAGAUCAGAAGGGUAAACAGCAUUGGAUCAAUUCCGCCGAUGUAGUUAAACGCAUGCAUACGACUUCACAAAAUGGGGUGGAUGAUAUGAUUACUUUGGGAGAUCUGCAAGAAUAUGCGAUUUUACAUAAUCUGGAAAUGAGAUAUCAUCAAAACAAAAUCUAUACCUACACAGGAACGAUGUUGAUUGCCAUCAAUCCCUAUCAAAUAUUGCCGAUUUAUACCCAUAAAGAAAUCAGAGAAUAUAGAGACAGAAAAAUCCAUGAAUUGCCGCCGCACAUAUUUGCCAUAAGUGAUAACGCUUAUCAGGAGAUGAAAAGGGAUCGAACAAAUCAUUGCAUAGUGAUAAGCGGUGAAUCUGGAGCGGGUAAAACUGAAAGCACUAAAUUGAUAUUGCAAUAUUUGGCUGGCCUUAGUGGCAAACACUCAUGGAUAGAACAACAGAUCAUAGAGGCAAAUCCUAUUUUGGAGGCUUUCGGCAAUGCUAAGACGGUCCGAAAUGAUAAUUCUUCGCGUUUCGGUAAAUAUAUUGAGAUACGUUUCAACGAGUCCGGUAGCAUACACAAUGCGAGGAUUGAAGAUUAUCUGUUGGAAAAGUCUCGAAUAGUAUUUCAAAGCGACGAGGAAAGGAAUUAUCACAUAUUUUACUGCUUAGUGGCGGGUCUAACUAAAGAAGAACGCCAGAAAUUAAAUUUACUGGAGGAUAAUCCGAGCAAAUAUCAUUACCUUGCUCAAGGUAAAUGCACGGCAAUUAAGGGUAAAAAUGACGCGGCCGACUUUACGAUGAUCAAAUCAGCCAUGGAAGUGUUAUCAUUUAAACCAGAAGAUAUCUGGAACAUUUUUGCUUUGCUGGCAUCGAUUUUGCAUUUGGGAAAUUUGCAUUUUAAAGCCACCACAAUACAAAAUAUGGACACUUGUGAAGUGAGUAAUCAAACAGAAGCGAAUCGCGUCUGCCAGUUGCUGGGUGUUAGUAACGAACAACUUUGCACUGCUUUAGUACAAAGAACUAUUUUAGUGCAUGGCGAGCACGUGAUUACUGGGCUUUCUAAAGAGACUGCGAUCGAGGGCAGAGAUGCCUUUGCGAAAGCUUUGUAUGGUAAAAUUUUUAUCACUAUCGUACAACGUAUAAACGUUGCAAUUAACAAAGAAGGCGGCGCAGGUUUGAAUACCAUUGGUGUCUUGGAUAUAUUUGGCUUUGAAAAUUUCCAUGAUAACAGUUUUGAACAAUUGUGCAUUAAUUACGCCAACGAAAACUUACAGCAGUUUUUCGUGCGACAUAUAUUCAAAAUGGAGCAGUGCGAAUAUGAACGCGAAGGCAUUAACUGGGAACAUAUCGAGUACCAAGAUAACCAAGAUAUACUCGACAUGAUUGGCAUGAAACCUGUUAAUAUUAUGUCACUCAUUGACGAGGAAUCCAUAUUUCCUAGAGGAUCGGAUCAAACGUUACUUGAAAAACUGCACGUUCAACAUGGUACUCGCUCGUUGUACAUUAAACCAAAGUCAAAUCAAGAAAAUACCUUUGGUGUGCGUCACUACGCUGGUGUUGUCUUUUAUAAUACACGGGGCUUCUUGGAAAAGAAUCGCGAUUCAUUUAGCUUGGAUUUAAAGGAUAUGGUCGCCAAUUCGAAAAAUAAAUUUAUAAAAAACAUUUUCCCACAACUGUCACUAAACGACACGAUGAAGAAGCAGUUGACAUUGUCGGUGAAAUUUCGCAAUUCGUUGGAUUUGUUAAUACGCACUUUAACCGCAGCUCAUCCAUUUUUCAUACGAUGCAUAAAACCAAAUGAAUUAAAGCAACCCAACAUUUUCGAUAGGGAUUUUUGUGUACGCCAAUUGCGCUAUUCCGGGAUGAUGGAAACUGCGCGUAUACGACGGGCGGGUUAUUCAAUACGUCACGAUCACUCAGAUUUCGUUGAUCGUUAUCAGCUCCUGCUAAGCGAUAAAAAACUUUUAAAGCAAUUAAAUUCGCAACAAAUAUCUCGCGAAAUAUGCAGAACGAUUCUACCACCGAAAGCAGACUAUCAAUUAGGUCAUACAAAAGUGUUCCUAAAAGAUAUCGAUGAUAAUUAUUUGGAAACGAGACGAUCUCAUAUAGUUUUAAAAUCUGCACUAAUCAUACAAAGAGGUUUUCGUCGAUUAUUAUUCCGCCGAUAUAUAAUAAAACAUCGUCUGGCUGCUGUAACGAUACAAAGAGCUUGGCGGGCUUAUAAGAAAAGAAGAGCUUUCCAAAUUAUCCAACAAGGAUUUCAACGUUUGGUUGCUUGUAUAAGGGCUCGUGAUUUGAAAUCACAAUACAUUACACUACGAAAUCGGGUGAUAGUAUUGCAAGCUCACUGCCGCGGUUAUUUGAAACGUAAAGAAUUCAAGGUUGAAUUGGAAGAUAAGUUGAAUAAAUUGGGAGAGUUGCGUAUGUUAAGAAAAAGAGACGAGCAGUAUUAUCUCAAGACUGGAGAACGUAAUUGGAAGCAGAAAGCGGAGGAGAAUCAUAGAAAACGUUUAAACGAGUUAAAUCCCAGCGAAGGGCAGACAUCAGAAAUAAAACUUCCCGAAGAGGAUAACAACAAUUUAAUAGAUAUUGAGUCAUCGAAAAAAAUUGUCGAUUCGGUAUUCGGAUUUUUGGAUGAAACUGAUGUAAGUGGUCCCGUUGGGCCGAAUGUAAAACAAAAAUCCCGCAUGCUCGAACUAGAGCUAGGUAAAAACAAAUUCAUACCGACAAAACUCUUGUCUAGACCUGUAAAUUAUUACGAAUCCCAACUGCCAGCAAUGGAAUUUCCUAGAAAAAUUCUUAAUCAAACCCGUUUGUAAAAACAUUAAGUCCUUUCAUAUACAUUUCCUUCAAGUCUUCAUUUCUCUUUCUUCUUUAAUUCUUUACUUUUACCCCUUGAAUCGCUAUGAAAUCUGUUUCUAUCCAAUAUUCCGGAUCUAUUGCUAAUUUGCAAAGCAAAUCUAUAUUAAACCGUCGGCAAUAUUAUAGUCGUCGAGGCCGGUUAUUAAAUGCCCUAUUUCAAUUCGCUUAAUGCAAUUCUUCGUUUACCUUCGUGAUAAAAUAUCAAACGCAUAUGGGAACGAGCUCGACAUGUGGAAAAAUUUAGCAUAUUUAAUUUCUUCACCUAUUUAUAUCGUAGAGCUUUUUUUACUAUUUAAACGUCUACUUUCCCUUCAUGCAGGAUAGACUGCAAAAAAAAAAGACAUACGCAUUCCAAAUUCGAUUCGAGUUAUCAUAAAUAAUUAAAAAUUGGCCUUUUGUAAACAGAUUUAGAAAUAUUUAAUAGAAAAUUUUAGGAAAUAUAGGAUUUUCAAUAUAUGGGGAUUUUUGAAAGCAGGAGAUAUGAGAAAUGUGCGGUCUGUACCGGUGGAAUACCCUGGAAGAAUAUUGAAAUGUAUUGCACUUUUGCAUACACUGUCACGAAUCAUCUGAGAAUAUGCAUAGGGAGUCUUAUUUUUGACCGAUCUUAUGAAAACUUUGUGCUCACUGUAAUAUAAUCUUUUUAUGUGUGUGUGAUUAUAAAUAAAAUACGAUUUUUUAAGCGUGUUCUUGUGGGGUAUGAAAAGGUCUUUUGCUUUCCAUUCUAUUAAUUCAUUCUACAUUGCAAUUUGCCUUAUGCUUAAUUUGAUUCUCUCCUUUACUCUAUCGUCUUCUUCUUCUUCUUAUCUCUGUCUCUCUAUGUUUCUUUCUUGCUUCAUCUUAUU
Molecule: messenger RNA, 3850 nt
Organism: Glossina fuscipes
Lineage: Eukaryota; Metazoa; Arthropoda; Insecta; Diptera; Glossinidae
Product: unconventional myosin-VIIa
Exons: 5
Coding region: 41-2965 (974 amino acids)
Biological process (GO): vesicle transport along actin filament; sensory organ development; actin filament organization
Cellular component (GO): actin cytoskeleton; vesicle; microvillus
Molecular function (GO): actin filament binding; microfilament motor activity; ATP binding
Source: RefSeq, a predicted model, not a curated record